AUGCGGCCUGAGAGAUGCGGCGAGUGCGGAGAUGAUUUCGUCUGGGACAGCGACGCAGGGUCAGCUGUCUGUCCCACCUGUGGGACUCUCCAGGAUCCAUCCCAGGUCGUCCUUGAUGCUCACAUAGAACAGGAGGACAAUGCCAAGGAGCGUAACGCUUUCCCUUUCUAUCAACGCGCGACUCUCAAGAAUUUUCGAAAUGCGCACGGUUGGGACUUAGCCGGCCAGGAGAAGCAGGCUGCUGCUGAGAGGAACAAGAUUGCCAUGCGUGGGUUCACUACAACCCUGGCGCAAAGGAUUGGACACCCCUCCCUCGCUGCCCGUGCAGUAUGCCUGUUCGAACUGGCUAUGCAACGAGGUCACUUCCGUUAUGGUACAAAAGCACGUCUUGUGGCUGGUGCUUCCCUUGCCAUUGCUCUUCGCGAGAGCGAGAAGGGCGAAACCGUCAGAGACAUCGCAUACCUAUUGAAUGACAGCCAUGUUGCUGUUGCUCGUGUCCUCACAGCGAUAACCUCCCUUCUUGGUGUCAAAUUAGUGUCCGUAGACCCUAGUUGGCAUCUGCCUGGCUUGCAGCGACAUCUCGUCAGUCUCCUUACCGAAGGGUCCCCGUAUUUACCAAGGCCUCUCGUCAGGACAUUGAAGAAUAUCCAUUUCCCAUAUGCCUUUCGCCUUGCAACAUCAUUGUCUGAGCUAGUCUCAAGGGCAGGAUUUCUGGCUACCCUUCCAUCCCCUGCAACCGCAUGUGCGAUCUAUAUGCUUGCACUGGAAGGUGAAAAUUUGGAUUCGCUACCGCAAUGCGGAGCUCUUGCGAGGAUUCUAGGCAAUAGGCUCGGCAUUAACGCGGAAGCUGUCAUGAGGCGUUACAGAAGCAUUCAUGAGAAAAUUGAGGACUGGGCUACCGAGAUCCCCUGGGUGGACUAUGCAAAAGAGCCAACAAAGGGUAAAGCAAGAGCCAAGGUUGCAAAAAAGGUUGGUCUCGCAAGGUGCCUCAAGGAUGUUGUGCAGUCCCAAGAGAGCAAAUGGAAAACCAAGCUGGAAGCUACCGAGUCUUUAGGCUUUUCAAGUGACGUUAGAGAAACUGUGAGUUCAUCCGAGAUCAACUCAGUUAGCGAAGUUGACCUCCUGCAAAACGAUGAAGCAAUGCGGCCAGGGCCAUCCCGUCCUCGAAAACGCAGGAAGAUUACUCCCAUCGAUGACGUGUCUCACUUUCUUCUCUCACCAUUGCGUGCACGCCCGACAGAGAAGCCUUAUAUCGAUCACUUGCCUAGAUUAGAGGCAGUUUUGCACAUGCUUACCUCCGAAUUGCCUUCAUUCAACCGACCGCCGACGCGUCUACAGCUUCUCGCGGCCUCAAAACCUAUCGAUGACAUCACAGAUGAAGAGCUUUUUGAAGAGGGCGAACUGGAAAGCUUCCUACGCAGCACGGAAGAAAAGGAGGCUCUCAUUCAAACUUGUGAUUGGGCCCGAGCGAAGGACGAUCGCGAGGCUGAUAUGGUAGAAGCAUGCGCAAGUCGCGUGCAAAGGGACACACGUACACGCAAUUAUACCUCUCGGCUCAACAUAGAGGCUUUAAGCAACGUAUUAGAUGAGAAGGACGCAGUCGAUUGGAUCGAGACCACCGACAAGGAUGACGAUGGUGACGACAACUGGGCCAUGAGUCUUUUUUCGAGCCAGAUUAUGGGGGAACAUGCCAGGGGUUCCGAGGAUAAUCCAUCUGAAAUGAUCCCUAUUGCUAAGGAUGACUCACAGACAUCCUUCUCAGCGACAGACGAUAACGGCGAAAUACUCGGUCCUUGGAGACCUCUGUCUCCUGACAGUAAAUGA
Fomitiporia mediterranea MF3/22 is the source of this 1824-nucleotide messenger RNA. RefSeq lists its product as uncharacterized. The record is from RefSeq and is a predicted model, not a curated record. The coding region runs from base 1 to 1824 and encodes 607 amino acids. Lineage: Eukaryota; Fungi; Basidiomycota; Agaricomycetes; Hymenochaetales; Hymenochaetaceae. The transcript is spliced from 3 exons.